Molecule: messenger RNA, 9894 nt
Organism: Xyrichtys novacula (pearly razorfish)
Lineage: Eukaryota; Metazoa; Chordata; Actinopteri; Labriformes; Labridae
Source: the annotation of a GenBank genome assembly
ACUGCAGAGACCGAGCGCAAACACAAGAGAACAAACUUCACUUUAAAAACAGCUCUGCCUUUUAGCUCCGGCCUGAAAAUCGGCCACAAUGGACAAAUCCAUCUGCACAUUAUUACUGCUAUUUUCCCUGCUAUCCUUUCAGGCUGUGAAUGUGCGCUGCACGAAUUUUGGACUGUCGCCCAUUGAGCUCGCACCCAUCCCCUGUAAUGACAAGGCAGUGGAGAAGCUCUCACGUCUGGCUGCCACUUACAUCAAUGAGGAUCGCACCGACGGCUACAAGUUUGCCCUCAACCGCAUUGCAAACGUCCACCUGCACGCUCAGGUCAGUAUGGAGACAAACAGCCAGUGGGGGAAAGCUGCCUGUGGUUUUUGUAAUACUCUGUCAGUGGGUGAUUUGUUCAUGUUUAACAAGAGGGGUGGAAAGGUUAUUUUCCCCUCUGUUGUUGCUGAAAUAUCAAAACAAGCCGGCGAAAAAGGUAGAUUUAACCAGCCAAGGCCAAUCUUCAUGUCAGUGGGAUCCCACUUGAGAAGAUUUGUGUUUUUGUUGUUGGGAGAUUUCUAAUCACAAAUCAUCCUUUGACAUUUUCACGAUGAGCUGACUGUCUUUGGGAGAUAUGAUAAUGAAAUUUAACUCCAAAGUAUAAAUAAAUGCAACAGAUACAAAGUCAGGGUGGGUGAAGAUACUAAUAGGAUUUGCAUCUUGUGAUUACAUCUUUCCUUCAGAGACUUCUUCUGAGGAUUUCAUUUUCACUGAAGGCUAAGUUGUUUAUUUAUUUGCAUGUGGUAUGUGAACAGAGAACUGUGAAAAGGAAAGCCUCAUAAUCGCUUCAUAUGUUGGGUCUAAGCUGGGAGCUGCAGCUAAUGUCAGGCAUGUAGAUGCUGGUCUGCAGGAGGACCAAAGCUAGCGGUGUAAGCUCUGCCAAAAUCAGCCACACUUGGCAAACCCAUUUUUUGAUAGCUGUCUGUAUGAUCACAUGGUUAGCUGUGUUAAACAAAAUGCUAAACAUGAAGUGUUUUCUGACAAGUCGGUAGGCCCAAAUCUUAAUUUUCGCUUGAAGAUGAGGUAGGCAGGAUCUGAGGAAGUGCCAGUUUUGGGGAGAAAUCUUGAAUGUAAACACUUCCCCUCCCAACCAGUUUUCCCCUCAGCUCCUCCUCUCCCCUCCCUCUCUGCUCCAGCAAACCCCACCCACAAACAGACGCUCCUGCUCGCGCGUAUUGUUCCAAUUACAUUCAGAUAUCAUGCAGAUAAAUACUUCAGAUAAUUAUAAAUGGGGCCCAGUCAACGUGAAAUAGGCCUGUCACGAUAACAAAUUUUGCUGGACGAUAAUUGUGCUACAAAUUAUUGCCGAUAAACGAUAUUAUUGACACCGUUUUUUAAAUUAUAGAAAAUGAUAAUAUAUGGCAUAACAAUGCGAGUACACCAUGUCAAAAGUGAUAAACUUUAAUUUCCGCUGUCUGUCAGCUGGCAAAGCUGGCAAAAUGACCGACCUCGUUUUUAUUUACCGAGCAAUAAGGCGAUUUAUUGAUUAUCGCGACAGGCCUAACGUGAAAGUAAAAAGCAUUGGUCUGUUGGCAUCAAUGCCAACCAAUGAAAAGUAGGUAUUUCCAAAAGUAGGGUAUGGAAAAGUAAGGAAACCCUGGACAAAUUCAUUUCACACUACAGUCAAAAAACAGUCAAACAUGACUCCUCCAAACUAAUGUUAGCUUAAGGAACUCAGCUCACGGUUGAAGAAGCUUACCUUUGGCUAGCAAUGUUACCUUGCAGUAUUUAGCAGCUUGUUCAGACAUUCCCAUUCCUUCACCAUCCCCCAUUAGCGGAAACUAAAUACCUCAACCACCAUUAUCACUGCAGCUGAUAAGCUUUAACACACACAAACACAAACUUCAUGUAAAUCAUUAUUUCAACUCAGAAUUUAGAUUCAUUGGCAGAGCUAAAAAUGUCAGGGUAUGUUUAUGUUUUCCCACAUAUUUAGCUGAACUUGCAAAGACACAAACCAACUAGUUUAUGAACCGUUCAAAGUCAUGAAAAUAAAAAAGGAGGAAGUCUGGAGCACUCAGAAGUUAAAAUAAAAAGCUUUUUGGUUAAUUAUCUAAUUCAGUUGACUAAAAUGCUCCAAACAUCCCACAUAUACACAACACAACAGCCUCCUUCAGGGAACAUUUUAACAUGACCUCUACAUGUUUUUAGAAUUUCAACCACCAAAAAUCUAAUUUGAUAGUAUUUUUACCUCUUCAACAAGAGUGCCUUGGUUUUUCUCACCUACAUGAAAAUAUCAGCAUUUAAAACAGGGUGCUUGUGUGAAGCUAAAACUAACAUUUCAUAUUUGUUUUCAUUUCAAAGCCUCUUUUUUUGUCAAUUACUGUCAUCAGUUUCCCUUAUUUCUAAUAACAUUAAAACAAAAGUGUAGUCUUUUGUGUCCUCCUUUCACUAAACCACCUUCAGGGCUGCAGGAGACGUUAAGGUCAUUUCAGUCCAGCACCACUGGCACAGCGCGCACACAGCAGGUUUUAUGAACGUCAUGCUGUCAGCCGCUGAAGGCUGUUGUAGCCUCCACUGUGGAAUAGUUAAGGUUUUAAGAGGCUCCGUUCAAUUUUGUGGCCUGAAAAAGCUGCCGUUACGCCUGCUCAGUGUUGUUACUUGUUAUCGGUGCAAUCACUUAAAUCAGUAUGUCCAGAGUUUUAUUGUUAAUUACACAGACAGCACCUGAACACAGCAAUCAAUAUAUGAGGGGAUUAAUUGAUGGUGUUUUUAUAUAUUAGUUUGCAGUUAUUUACAGAUACAAGUGUUUGAUUAAUAAUGUUGGAGAAUCUGAGCACACAGCACUGUCUUUUUCUCCUCUCUCUUAUUACAUGUUUGUUUUGUACAUGUCAGGGCCCAGCAGGUAAUGUGUAUUACCUAGACCUGGAUGUCCUGGAGACCAAGUGUCACGUCGGCAGCCCAAAACCAUGGAAACGCUGUGACGUCAGACCAUUCAUGGAAACGGUGGGACACAGCCGUACACAGAUAACGCAUUUAUUUGUCUUGCAUCACGCUUGUGAGGUCUCUCUGAUGUAAUGCAUCUCCCGCUCUGCAGAAAGGGCAAAGUCACAGAAUUUUGUAUUUAAACACACAACAGAGCACCUCUAUAGGGGUAGACUUUUAUAAGGUUUCAAGAUUAUGUUUCUUGACUCGUGCACAUGGUCAGUUUCAUACUGCAUUAGCAAAUGACUAUUGUCUGUUUAAUUUUAUAGCACAUUUGCAGAGGGAAUUUUAUGUUAUGUGCAAGUUUGAGUUCUUUUACUGAUGCAAACACAACAAAUAGCCUCUGGGAAUUGAUGUUUUAGAUUCUAAGCUCCCUGAAAACUGUACUUCUUUAAUACCUACAGAAAACAAACAUAUAAUGCAAUUGAUAGUUGUAAUAUAUAAACAGGCAGCGAAACAAAAUUUUACACAGUAAAAACAGCUUCUUGCUUUCAACUUUGACCCUUACAUAACCCUUAAAUUCGCUAGACAACUGAAGAAAAUUGUUCUCCCUCUUAAAUUUUUUAACUUCAGUCCUCGCAGAGAUGACUCUCACUAUUAAAAACUGUACUGGAUAUAUUGCUUUGUUUUUCUUUCCAGCAAAUCUCUGGAAACUGUAACACCACCAUCCUCCACACACCAGAAGGAUACUCCUACCUGUACAGCUAUGACUGCACACUCAUCCCAGGUAGUACUGUCACAAUAUAUUAUGCACAGAUUGAUAGUUAAAUAAGAACCGGUUUGCACAAUACACCCUUUGAGGAAUGUAAUUUUGACUCUUUUCAUUGAUUUAUAACAUGUCGAAAAACAAUUGCACGAUCAUGGUGGAGAGUCAAGAUAUUAUAGGACUGUGGUACAGGACAUACUGCAAGGUAACUAGUGAAAUUGUGUUGUUGUUGCACUGAUUCAUAUCCAAAGCUCAAAAAAAGCAAUGAAAGCCAUGUGAGAGUGAAGGUUCCUCUCUGUUGAGAUUUCAUUUUGACACACUACAGGUGUAGCUGAUAACAUUAGUAAUGGCUCCCAGGCACAAAGAAAUGGAGCUUCGCUUUAAUUAAUAUAAUUAGUUGGUGUGCGUCUCCCUCCAUGUCAAAUCAAAUUGUCAGCCAUGACAGAUAUCAAUUGACUUCUCAGGGAUGUUGCACACAGAUGCAAUACUGUAGAUUGUGUUUGCUCCACUGUGUUUUGCCUGAACUUUUUAAUCAGAGUUGGAGCAAAACAGCUGUUGCUGUUGUUUGUUUGUUUGUUUGUUUGUUUGUUUGUUUGUUAAAGCUAUAAAACAAAAUAUGUUACCACCUAAGUAUCUUUAAAACUUAUAAUAUCAAGUUUAAAAGUCCAAAAUGAUGCAAACAUGAGCGGAUAUUAUAAACAUAAGAGAAACUACCACUAAAUUAUGACUAGAGGGUAAUUAGUGGCUGGAUUAUUUUAGGUCCUGACUAUUUUUAGGAAACAAACAUACAAUAACAAGAAUAUGACUUGCAUGGGAGUUUCACUCAUCCCUACUACAUGCACUUAUUAGUGGUGACUUACUUUAAGUUUAGGUGAAACUUACAGUUUCAAUGGAGAACAUGCAGACAGUCCUCCUCCUCUCCAGAUGGGGAUGAUAAAUAACUCCACAGUGUUAGCAUCACAGUCUCUGGUUAGCAUCGGGUUAGCAUCCUUAUGGCAGGAAAUAGCCGGGACCACAACACAACACGACGCACUACACCCGAUUUCUUCGAGUCGGCAAAAAUUACGGUUUGUAAUCUGUUGAGUCAACUCUUGGGAUUAUUUUCAGCCUAAAAAGUCUUUUUUUCCACAUUCUCAGUGACAUUUAACUAUCGGCUGAACCACGCCAAACGAAUCACGUACAGAGAUCGUCGACAUUUACGUUACCGAAACGUCACUACGUACGAAAAAGAACUUGCGUAAUAGUAUUUCGAUAAAACAAACCAGAAUGGCGUUUCCGUUUUCUUAAUGGCGGGGAAAGGGGAGCUUUUCUCAAGGAAGGGUGUGUCCAACUAUUGCCAUCUCUGGCUCUACUGAUAGAAAAAUGAAUGAAUGAAUGAAUAUUGGCAACAGCUAAAUGGAAAGUAAGGUGUAGUUAAAAUUAAAUCAGUAUCAGGAGAUGUUGCGUGAUUAUUAAUAGAACAUUAUUAUUAUUAUUAUAGACAAUAAACCCACUGCUAAUUUAAUGCGUUCGCCUCCCCAGAGCUGGCCCAAAGCAUGAGUGAACUAAGCCUUUGCUUAGGGCCCCACAGCCAGUAGGGGGCCCCCAAGAGCAAUAUUUAUUUAUUUAUUUAUUUUUAAUUUUUUGCAUGUAUGAGUGAUGCUUUCUGUAUGAUCAAAUAUAUAUUAUUGUAAAAAUAAAAUAAAGUAAAGACAUUUUAGUGCUGCUGCUGAUGUAGCUCUAUGGUCUCUGCUACCGUUAUGCGCCUCCUGCUGUGCAAUGUGCGCUGAGCAUCCUGAAUGUCUUACAUUUUAAGAUUAAAAUCCAUAUGUGGCUCCCUGAACAUCAUUCAUCAGUCAUUCAUUGGUAUUACUUGUAUGGUUGCAUUGGUAUUAUUUAUGUUAUUACCUAGGCCAUCCCCUUAAAUGUGUAAAGACAUGUCAGGCGCAUUAAAUUUAUACUGUAGUAGGUGUGUGAAUGAUCAACAAUCAAUAUUAAUGGCAGAAAUAGAGGACCCCAAUAUCAAAUUUUGCUUAGGGCCUCAUUGAGGCUUGGGCCGGCUCUGUGUCUCCAAAUAUAGUCACCUCUGAUUCCAAAGACAAAGAAAAGCAACUUGUCUAAUGAGCAUUAUAUAAAACAUGUUCUACAUUUUUACUCAAUUAUCUCACCUUUGGCUGGUCUUUAGAUCCCCCUGAGAAGCUCCAGCAGACCUGUCCAACCUGCCCCCUCCUGCUGUCUGUAGACAGCCCACAGGCCGUGAACGCGGCUCAGCUCACUCUGGCUGCCUAUAAGAGAAAGUCUACUCUGGGAGCAGGGCUGGGAGUGAAGAAGAUCACCAGAGCUUCAUCUCAGGUACGGCUGGAUGUACUGUCAUUAACUUUAAUUUAGACAAACUAAGCCGAAUGCUGAUUUUAUUACACAAUAAUGUGUUGAAUCUUGUGUUUAUUGGAAAAUUACACUCAUGGUCAAUCUCUUGGUGUUCAUGAGCAGACGGCGCAGUGCACCUUUUGUGCUCCUGUGUGUCAGAUGAGAACAGUAACUGCUCCACAAUAACUAUAAUGAUGCAGGAGUCUGGCAAGUGUAAAGCAUUUCUGAGGGCGCUCACUGUCUGCCCAGGCUUCAGUUUGGGGAGCAAAUGAGAGAUUGAAAAAUCUGCUCCGAGACAAAAGCCCUAUAUACUGCUCCUCUUUGCUCAUAAUUCACCUCAGGUAACAUUUGUAAGACGAUAGCAAUUGCAUUGCAGCAAGUUUACACCUCUCUGUUUCCCCUUAUAUGUGUGUUUAUGUGUGCGUUUGGCCCUUUUUUGCCAUCUUGUUUUUAUAGGAGGUGCCAAUAAGAGCCAGCUUUGUAGAGUAUACAGUCCAAGAGUGUCCAGAGGGAGUGACUGAAAGCGGAACCUGCCAGCGACUCACGCAGGAGUCUGACACAGAGGUACUCAACAGCAAGAACACAGAGAGUGUGCAGAUCAAAACAUCAAACAUCACACACAUGAGCAGGAAAAUGCCGAGUAACUGCAUUACUUAAUAAGCACAGAAAAUCAGGGGUUGGCAUCGUGUUCAUUUGGACACAUUAAAAAUGAGCAUCACAGAGGAACGCUGCCAGCUGAUACUUCAUUAAUAUGGAAAAAUGGAUCUCCACACUGACAAUCCGACACUGUUAUUACGCUAAUUGAUGUUGUUAAAAGCUACUUUAAACAAACAUCAAUCAGCCAGCAUCUUGUUUACUUUCUGAGAUGAUAUGACACAUUCACUUCUAGUUAUAAAAAUAGCUGUAGUAAUUGGUUCUUUAUUAAAGAUGCCUGACAGUUCCUCUCCUCCUCCCCCUGAUUCAUUCCCAUUUUAGUUUUUUGUAUUUUUGAUCUUCUCUGUUCUAUCCUGCUGCUUCAUUACUGCUCUAAAGAUGAUAUGUCCUACCUUUUCCCCCUCAGACUGCAGGUUUCUGUGCAGGAGCCGUGCAUGGAGACUUGUAUGUUGAUCCUGAAGUCCUUGUGUCCUGUGAGAUGUACAAAGUACAGGUACAGAACAUGAUGCAGUAAUGUAUAUUUUUGUUUUUUAAUGAGGGUUGAUGGUGAGGAGGUUUUCACCCACAGAUUUUAUCAUGUGAAAAGCAUGUAGAGCACUAAUACAGAAACACAUGAUCAAAUCUGAGGGCAACUCUUAUUAACUCAGACCCCAAAUUUCAGCGUUAAGGGUGUAUGUUAAAUGUAAAGUUAAGGGUAGCAAAAGUAGGAAAAAAGGCAAUUAGGACUUUCAUUAAGUAUUAACAUGCAUAUUUAUAAGUUUCCAAAAACAGGCUCUUAAAAAUCCUGAAAAUAAAUAAGAUUUAUUUAUAGAAAAACUUCGAACUGCUUGUGAAGUUUGACUAAAAGAUGCCCAAAUAUUGUAUUCUUUACUCUUCCUGUCACAGUGUUUGAAAAAUGUGGGUCACAACAUUCAGGGAAACAGAACCAGAUGGAUGAAAUAUUCAUAGAAAAAAAAUCAUCAGAAAAUGACUCAACAGAACAGAACAGAACAGAAAGAUUCAAGAAGAACUUCAGAAUAGUUUGAAAUAUUAUCACUCGUAUAUGUUUGCAUAUCGUUAAAAACAUUGAUCUGGCGUAUUAGUCUGAUCACAUUAGUGUGACUGAAAUCAGUGGUUCAUCACUCUGCAUCCUGCAAAAAUCUGUCCUGAGCAAUGAAAAGUAGUACUAAAAAAGUUUUGUAUUCCAUUGAUUUGCUUCCAACACAUGCACACAAUAGCAAAAGCCAUAUUUUAAAAACAGUGGUUGAUAGUACUCAUGGGAAAUGUAGUCUUCAACCUAGAAAAACACUACUUAUUUUGUCCAGAGAGGUCACCAGAAUCAACACAACAUAGAAAUGACUGACAGUGCUUUUAAAAUGAGACUAAAAGUUAUAAAAUGAACAUCAAGCUGAGAUGAAAAAGAUUUUAAUCUGAAAAACUAAUAGUGAAUGAGACCACAAACAUGUAAGAAAAACUGUUCAAAUCAAGGAAGGAGUAGGGUCUUUUCCCCAUAAUCUCUGUCAGAUCCCUUUUUGAAACAAGUUCCUGCUGGCUGUAAGAAAAACUCUGGCAUUUGUUUUAUUUCUGAGACCCAAAGGCUAGUUACCACAUGACGUAAAUGAUGAAUGUUUUAUUCUCUGGUUGUUUAAAAUUGAGCAAUCUUUGUAAAAUGGUAAUUGAACUUUGUGGAGCUAUAAUUGGACUGUCAUGCCUUCUGUGUUUAAAUGUAGUGUGUGUUUGUGUGUGUUUGAGUGUAUGUUGGAGAUUUAAAAUUGUACGGUUCUGUGCUAUAAUUAUGUUGUCUUCUCAUUUCUCGGCGCUGCUGCGUGUAAUGAAAUAUUGCAUGCCUGUGACUCGUUUGGCAGGCGCUGAAAGAGGUUUUGGGAAAAAUACGCUUUGUUUGAUUUUUGUCUCACGUCUGCAGACUGUUGACGUCUUCAGACCAGUGCAGCCCCAGGGUCACGACCUUCUCCCAGACCUUGUGAUCCCGCCUGUGAUCGAUGACCCGAUUAACGACCCUGCGCCUGUUCCCUCUGAUCCCACACUGCCCCCUGUUGUUCACCCACCACCAUUUGACCCCGCGCCUACUCUGCCUUUACCCUCUGAACCCCCUGUUGUUGUUAACCCCGUCAACCCUCUCACCUCGUCUUCCAGUGAGUCUGAUGAAGAUCUAGUUAACCGGCGGACGCCGCCACAGUCCACUGGUCUUUUUGAUUCUUCAUCGGAGGAGAUUGGCGGCCCUGUGGCACUGCGACCUCCAUUUAACUUCCGCUACCAGAGGCUUGACCGCAAGAAACGCCAGGCCCUGAUGGAGACGUCCCCCUCUCACAACCCUGUCUUCCUGUCUGAUUUCCCCAGUGGGCUGUCCCCUUUCCGCUCCUGUCCCGGUCCUUCUCGAUUCACUACGGUUUAGAGUCAAUCUGUUCAUGUUUGAUUUAUUCAGCGAAGGGGAGGGCCGAUUAACUGCUUUGCUGUCUGCUCGCCGGAGGCUUGUAAUAAUUUCUGCUAAUGAGAGGAAUGCUUUUUCUUUUCAGCAGCCCUGAAAUUACCUCUAUGCUGCUUCUGUAUUACUACUCCCAAUGCAGCAAAGCUUAAACCAUUAUGCAUUCAAAAACGGCUUCAGACUGCAGUAUUUUUAGCAUCUACUUUGGUGGAAAAGGCAAUAAAAUUAUGAAUUUUAAAGCUGAAUGUUUCAGAGCUGAUCUCAUUAGUGAGUGGUGAGGAGAUUCAAUAAAUACUGAGUCAUUUAUGAGAAGAGAAAUACCAAACAUCUGAAAAUAUCAGCUCAUGAAUGCAGUGUGUUUUAUUCCUCCUGGGAGUUUUUAUCUUUCUCAAGCUUCCUUAAUUUCUGAGUGUUGUUCAUUAGAAAAAGCAGCUUUGAGAUCAAACAGUGGCCUACAGCAUGUCAUAAAAGGGGCAAUACCAUAUGCUAGUUUUGUGGCAUAGUUCAACAGCAGAUGCUAGUUUGCUGUUGAACUAUGCCACAGCAGAUGCCAGUUUGUCAGUAGUCCCUUUGGGCCACCGGUAUGAUAUGCAACCAGUAUACCACAACUUUGUUGAAAACUAUGAUAAAAUGUGAGUGCUCCUCCUUAUUUGCUCUACUUUUGUGUGUAACUUAAAGUGGGGGUAUUGUUUUUUUCCAGCUCUAUACUUCCUCUCUGAUACCUCUUCAAUAUCUUUGCAUGCUUAUCAUAUCAAAAAAAGUCCUGUGUUUCUCAUUCUGGUGAAUUAAAAUACCAUAAUUUCA